Molecule: messenger RNA, 1728 nt
Organism: Herpailurus yagouaroundi (jaguarundi)
Lineage: Eukaryota; Metazoa; Chordata; Mammalia; Carnivora; Felidae
Gene: CCER1
Product: coiled-coil glutamate rich protein 1
Exons: 2
Coding region: 347-1576 (409 amino acids)
Source: RefSeq, a predicted model, not a curated record
GCACGCGGCGGCUCCGGCCGAUAUUUAAAGGCUGCCUCUGGCCUCGGCCCCUCAGUCCCACCAGGACUGCGACGGUGAAGCACCUGGGUUGGGAGUGAGCUGCAAGCCCCAGUCCCGCCCAACCCACCUGGGCAAGACAACUCGGGUGCGAAGAGUUUACGAAGGAAGAGCGAUCAAGCAAGCAGAGAAGAGGGAGAAGAGGAGUCCUCUUGGAGAGAAAGGCGUGAUCCCAGGAGCAGGCACGUGGUUCUGAGCAGACUAACGAGGCUCUUCAGCUCUUCGGAUCUGGCCAAACUUGACCGCUACCCGGACGCUUCCAUUUAGACCUCCCGGAGCUCCCUGAACGAUGACCCAGACUCUCCACAAAAGGGAGGACCCUCUGAACCUGGGCGGCGGCUGGGCAUCCUCGGCCCCGUUAGGCACCUGGUCUUCCUGGCACCGAAGGCGCAGGGGCGCUCCAAUAAACAAGCGGCGCUACCGCUCUGGUCCCAAGUCUGAGUAUGAGACCCCCAGGAAGCAACAGCACGGUCCGGGCCCCUGGUUCCAACCACCCCGACGGCCCCACUGGGAGGUGUACUCUAACUGGGGGCGCUGGGGAGGGCCCUGGCGCCCACCUCCAGAGGGAUGCUGGAGGCCUCCAGGCCGAGUGCAAGUGAUCCGGGUGUACGGGCUGCACCCGCUCUGCCUCUGCUGCUGCUCCUGCUGGCGCGGGCCCUGGAGCCCGCGCUGGGCCAGGCCCCCGGGCAGGAAGAAGCGCUGGGGCCGCAGGGGCCGCGGCCUGCGCCGCCACCCUCGCCGCUCCUUCCCCAGGAGCCCGCCCGUGGAUCUGAGCACGCUGCUCCGGCCGGUCAACCUGUACGGGUGGCGGGCACCCGGCAUGCGGGCGCCGCGGAACACCACCCAGUUCAUCAUGAACCAGAUCUACGAGGACAUGCGGCAGCAGGAGAAGCUGGAGCGCCAGCAGGAGGCGCUGCGGGCGCAGCAGGCCCAGGCGCGCGGCCCGGCCUCCCCCGAGGGCCCCUCCUGGAACAACGCGCCCCCCAGCGGCGGCGAAGAAGCCGCGGAGCUGCGGGAAACUUUGUACAGCUUUGCGCAGAACCCGCCUCUGGUCUUCCCUCCGGACCAGUCUCCGACAGCACAGCCUGGGGAGGAGGACGAGGAGAAAAAUGAGGAGGAGUAUGAUGAGGAGGAGUGUGAUGGGAAGGAAGAGGAGAGCGAGGAGGAGGAGGAGAAGGAGGAGGAGGAGGAGGCAGAGGCCGAAGAUGAAGAGGAGGUCCAAGAGGCGGACUGUGUGGAUGAGGGGGAGGAGGAAGAGGAAGAGGAGGAGGAGGAAGAGGAGGAGGAAGAGGCGGAAGAGGAAGAAGACGAGGAAAUAGAAGAGGAGGAGGAGGGGGUGGAAGGGGAGGAGCAGAGGGAGGAAGAGAAUCACUUACCUCUGGAAAUGCCUUUAUCGUUCCUAGUGGGCGCUGAGGAAGAGAGAGAGAACUUUAUAAACUGUACUUACUUAAGCCCCACGCAGGUAAUUCCCAAAAUGCCGCAGGAAGCUCUCUUCAUGUUAGACGACAUUAACUGUUAGACAUCAGGAAAGGGAUUGAGAAUGAGAUGGAACUGAUUUGAGGCUAAACUGCAUUAGCAACUUAUUAAAACCUAAUUUAAAAAGUGGGUUCCAUUAAUAAACAUAUCUAUGUAAAGCCCUCCUUUGACCAUUAUAAAACAUUUAAAAAUUGG